Rhagoletis pomonella (apple maggot) is the source of this 599-nucleotide messenger RNA. RefSeq names its product reactive oxygen species modulator 1. The record is from RefSeq and is a predicted model, not a curated record. Gene Ontology annotation, biological process: protein import into mitochondrial matrix; protein insertion into mitochondrial inner membrane. Lineage: Eukaryota; Metazoa; Arthropoda; Insecta; Diptera; Tephritidae. Gene Ontology annotation, cellular component: TIM23 mitochondrial import inner membrane translocase complex. Bases 192 to 437 code for a protein of 81 amino acids. The transcript is spliced from 2 exons.
UAGAGAAACAAAAAAGCAACAACGAGAACGUGUGUAAUUUGCAUGAAAAAAUUCCAGAAUUCAUAAAAUCAAUUUCGAUAAAGUAAUUAAAUAAUAAACAAGUCGCACUUUGUAGCGAAAACCAAAUUUAACGUUAGUGAAUUGGAAAUAUCUACUUCCUAUCAAGACCAACCCGCAAUCUUGCAACUACAAUGCCAGCAUUGCCCAGCGGAGUUUAUGGCCAAGCGCAGGGCCCAUCAUGUUUUGAUAAAAUGAAGACAGGAUUCACGAUUGGCUUUUGUGUGGGCAUGGCAAGUGGAGCACUCUUUGGUGGCUUUUCAGCGUUGCGAUAUGGUUUGCGUGGCCGCGAGCUCAUUAACAAUGUGGGAAAAGUGAUGAUACAAGGCGGCGGUACUUUUGGCACUUUCAUGGCUAUCGGCACCGGCAUCCGUUGCUAAGCAGAAGAUCGCUUUGGGAUAACGCAAUGCCGGAACAUAUUUUCGCGUUUUUUUUUUAUAAUGAUGCCCUUUUCUUAUUAAUUUCAUAGAUUUUAGUUUACCCACAAUACAUAUACUGAGAUACGUGCAAAUAUCGUUAAAAUAAAUAUUUUUGAAAUGAAG